This is a messenger RNA of Aspergillus aculeatus ATCC 16872, 1447 nucleotides long. Its product is annotated as NAD(P)-dependent oxidoreductase. The coding region runs from base 250 to 1221 and encodes 323 amino acids. The record is from RefSeq and is a predicted model, not a curated record. The transcript has 5 exons. NCBI's taxonomy places the organism in Eukaryota, Fungi, Ascomycota, Eurotiomycetes, Eurotiales, Aspergillaceae. Gene Ontology annotation, molecular function: NADP binding; NAD binding; oxidoreductase activity, acting on the CH-OH group of donors, NAD or NADP as acceptor.
CUGCAGGGUCUCACCUACUUCUGCUAGGUCAUAAAUCGACGGUGCCCAAGGAUGCCAGCGCAGAGGAUGGGUGCAGGGUAAGCGAUUUGAGAGGAAAGAAGAAGUUUGGCGUUGACCCCGCCUGACGAAACCUGGACGACACACUCCCCCAAAAUGCAAUUUAUAAGAGGCUGGCGACCUCCCCUAAGGAGCCCCUCCCUUCUCUCUAGGUUAGCUAAACUCCACAGUGCAACACCAUCCACUUUUAAGAUGACAGUCGCACCUAACAUGGGCUCCCGAAUGGCCUUUAUCGGUCUGGGAGAGAUGGGCAAGGCAAUGACUCGCAACCUUCACCGCGAUGGAAAUCUCACCAGCCCAUUGACCCUCUGGAACCGAACCAAGAGCACCGCGGACGCCCACAGCGCUGACCUCGGAGGAGACUGUAAAGUGGCCGAAACCGUGCAGGAGGCGGUCGAGAAUUCCGACAUCAUCUGGACAUGUCUGCAGGACCAGUCCGCGGUGGAGCAGGUCUUUGACAGUGUCUUUGCGGCCAACGUCAACAUCACUGGCAAAUUGUUCGUCGACAGCUCCACCAUCGCUCCGGAAUGGUCCAAUGCCACAGCCAAACGGGUCAUCGAAGCUGGCGGGGAGUUCGUCUCGAUGCCAGUCAUGGGCGAGCCGGUGGUAGCAGCAGCCAAGAAACUCAUCUGCAUCCCAAGCGGGAAGCCCGAAUCGGUGGACCGAAUCCGACCUUACCUGGAGGGCGUGGUAUGUCGGGCGAUCGUCGAUCUAAGCGGAGAAGAGCCGGGCACCUCGUCCCUCCUGAAGCUGAUGGGCAACUUCCUGAUCAUGACGACGAUGGAGACGGUGGCGGAGGUCAAUGUCUUUGCGGACAAGUCGGGGAUCGGCACCAAGAACAUGAGCAAGCUGAUGGGCGCCAUGUUCCCCAACCCGCCGCAUGCCAUUUACAACCACCGCAUGCUGACGGGAGAGUACUACGAAGGCACACCCAUCGUCGAGGUAUACAAGGCAUUGGCCCUCACCGGCCAGGUGCUAGAUAUGGCCAAAGCAUGCGGCGCCUCCGUCCCCAUCUACGAGGUUGCACGGGAGCACCUGAAGCUAGUGCAGGAGCACGAAGGGUCCAAGGCCGACAUCACGGGGAUUUAUGGCGCCGUCCGGGUGAAGAGUGGAUUGCCCUACCGCAAUGGCGCCGCAGAGGGGAGCAGCAAUCAGAAGGAGUAAAAGUUAUUCAAAACUCGGGGGCGUGCGGGUGGAUGGUGAACAUUGACUUGUACAGAGACAUUCAUGUAAUAAGCUGUUCAGAAUAAGUUUUCAGUGGCUGGCCACUAAGGACUGCAGCCUACGUGUCGAAUUUUCCCCAUUCCUAUCUGUGAACAGUACCUCCGUACGGAGUACCGUAAUGGUUAGUCGAGGGAGAUGCAUCGGACCUGUCAUAUGGACCCUUGGC